AUGUCCGGCACAAGUUAUCUUUGUGAAAAAAUUGUGAUUGUUCAUUGGAUGUUGUUGAACACUUCUCUUCCAGUUGUGAGCUUGGUUCUGACCCUAUGGAGCCUACUUUUGUUAUUCACACACUCGACCUGUGCACAACUGUCAACACAUGGCCAUGCUGUUACUUUCUUCUUCCCUUCAGAUAAGAAUCUAUCCAUCCCAAACGAUGCUUUAUUUUGGACGACCAGAAAUACCUCGUCACGAGUUAACAUGGAUGCAUGUUCUUCCUCAAAUGGACACAUGAUGGACCAUGCACAUCCAAUGGAUUUCCAACACAUGCCAUACACAAGACAACCACUCAACUUACAAAAAGAGGAUCCACAGAAAUUGCAUUGCUUUCAAACUUUUCAACAAGUUGAGAACAGCCAACCACGUGCAUCCAUUAACCUCUUCAUGGGAAAGAAGAAUGAUGACUCUGCAACGAAUGAUGAUGGAAACCAUCCAUUCUGCUCACUUUCAAAUCCAUGUCAACAUAUUCAACAAGUACUUCAUGAAUUGGCAACAGUAAUGAACAGUUCAGAAUUAUUGCCAUUCAUUUCCAUGGAUCGGCAACGAGCAGUUAUAGUCUCUGUUCAAAUUACAAACGAUAUUGAAGCACAGGAUAUUAAUCAUGUACUGUUAACACCCGUAUAUUCUGGAUUGCAAUAUUAUUUUACAUUUUCGAGUUAUUCAUCAGAGAACAGAACAUUCAAAUUGAAUUUUAAUGAAUCCAAAAUUGAUUGGAGUCAAACUGAGCCUUUUUCAAUGAUAAUGUCCAGAUCAGACUUGGCAUGGAUGAUGUUCUUUCAUUUAAAUAUUGAGAAUAUUCCAUUCAUGUCAAGUGAUAUAUCUGGACUUGCAUUUUGCUCAUCUGUGAUCAACAAUGGUUAUGUCACAACCGAUUCCAAGAUGGAAUGGUUUAGUAUAGAGAAAUCAAUCGUCCAGAAUACUGAAUUCUAUAUUCGAAGUCCUGUGAAACUCGUUAUAAUCGAUACACAAUUUUCAAUUUUCAAUAUUCUCUAUUUCCAAAACAUGAGAUUGACCCUUCUUUCGAAUAUACUCUUACAAGACAGUCGAUUGCAAUUAACAGUCGACAAUAGUGAACAAUUAUUUCUCCAAUAUUCUCAAUUUAAUAAUUUCAAUUUAGAAUUUACAACAACAAAUAUUAAGGAAAUGUACAUGAGCUAUUCUAAUUUUAAAAACAGCACGAAUAAGAAUGGUAUAGUCACUUCGACACAUGGAGAAAUCUACAAGGUGCAAGGUUGUACUUUUCAAGAUUCAGGACCUUUUCUAUUUGUUCGAGCCUAUCUUAGAAUUGACUUGUUAUUGAACACAAUCACUGGCAACACCAUUCCAGAAACAUUCAGUCUCAAAUUGUUUUAUGGAGUGGUUACCAUUUUAAGUAGUGUUCAAGUCUAUAUCGAGUCGUGUUAUUUUAGAAAAAAUAGAGGAGUUGGACAAGCAUCCUCUCUCUAUGUUUCAGACGUGGAUCGAAUGACUUUGAAUGCAACGACAUUUAUGGAUGGAUUUAAUGGCAGUGCUGUCAUGUUAGAUAAUUACAAUACUCGAAAAAAUGAUUUCGCCUUUAACACUGUCAUUACGAACUGUUUAUUUGAGAAUCAAACAUGUGACUCGUUUGGAUGUGCAUUCAAUAUUGCCAAUUCAGCAGUGGAUGUCCAUGUCAUGAAUAGUGUUUUCAGAAAGAAUGUCGCUGCAUUGGGAGGAGGAGCCAUUUAUGUUGAAAUUGCGUUUUAUUUACGACUUUUGAAUUGUACCUUUGAUCAAAAUCAUGCAACAUAUUCAGGUCAAGUCAUCAUUUCCAAUGGUUUAAAACAAAAAGGUGCUGGUGGUGCUGUCAAUAUUUAUUCAAGUGUUGGUCCAACGACAACAAGUACGUUCAUACGAAAUUGUCGAUUUAUCAAGAACACGGCAAUGGUGGGUGGUGCAUUGUUUUAUGUCACUCGAGCGACGAAAAUCAUUGAAAAUUGUGAAUUUAAGGAAAAUGUUGCAUACAAGAAGGGUGGUGCAAUUUUUCAUUACAAUAGCCGUUUUACACAAACGAAUCUUCGAAAUGUGAAAUUUGAAAAUAAUCAGGCACUAUUGUUUGGAAAUGAUUACAUUUCAGACAUUACUCGUCUGUACUUGGAUCUUGGAGAUGAUGUCAGCAUGUUAGAAUUAACACCUGGAGAUUCUGUUCGAUUGAAUGGAACUGCACAUUCGUUGAACACAUCGGUUCCUCUCAAUUUGGAAACUAUAUUUAUCGAAUCAGUGUAUCCUCCUUUACACAUCAUAACCAAGCAGUACAGUGAUCAUUUAUACGUUUCAGCAUAUUAUCGAAUCACCAACAACUCUGAACAAGUUGAGCAUGGAAUUUUUAAUUCCACUUUAAGAACGGAAACCUCUCAUAAGGCCGAAUUUGUUCCAUUCAAAAUCCAUCCAUGCAAACAAGGAUAUCGAUUGGCAUUGGUGGAUGUGGAUGGAACUUCCUCUCUCUACUCUUGCCAAUACAAUCAGGAACUUCCCAUUACCAUCGUCUUGCUCGUUGUGCUUCCCAUUGUAUUUAUUGUUUUUGUGGUUGGAACUUGUAUUGGUGUGUUGUGUGGAGUGAAUAUUUGUAUUGACAUUCGAAAACGAUUGAAACGUCUCCGUGAAAAGGAGAAGGCAGAAUUGAGUGUGGAACAGAAAAUUAUUGACAAGGCCAUUGUCUUUAAUAUGGACAGUGAGGAAAAUGACACGACAUUUGCAAAUGACAAGUUUUAUUCGAAAAGCAAUAGUAAUGGUAGUAAUAAUGGUCGAAAUAGUAGUUCCAGUAAGAAGUCUCACAAAGAUGAACUUCGAUCUCCAUUAUUGAACUCCACGGCUGAUGCAUCGUUCUCGAUCGAAAUGGAAAAGAAACCCAUGUCAUUCCUAAUUCCAAUUACAGAUCUUAAUAUCAUUAAGAAAAUAGGAGAGGGUGGUAUUGGAACUGUUUAUUUAGGGAAAUGGAAGGAUCGACAUGUGGCCAUUAAAUCAUUGAAAGCUCGAAUCGAUGACGACCAUGAUGAGUUUGAAAAGGAAGUUUCUCUUCUUGCUUCAUUACGUCAUCCAUGUAUCCUUCAACUCUUUGGAGUUUCAGUUUCAAAAGAAAACAAAUUUAUGGUCACUGAGUAUUUAGAGAAUGGUUCUUUAGAGAGAAUUAUUUACAAUUGUAGAGUGGGAAAACAAUCCUUAUCCAUUCUUGACAAGUUGUCGAUCUUACAGGAUAUUGCAAGUGGAAUGGAUUAUUUACAUUCAUUGACUCCUGCCAUUGUUCAUCGAGAUUUGAAACCAGGGAACGUUCUUCUUGAUCGAGCGAAUCGAUGUAAAGUCUGUGACUUUGGUUUAUCAAGAACGAUAGGAACCUCUUCGUCUUACACAAUGACAAGAAAUGUCGGUACUCUAUUGUACAUGUCACCUGAAAUGAUCAGCGAAGAAGAAACCUUUGCAUCCUUAAAUGGAAUGGAUCGAAAAAGUGAAAAGGCUCUGAAAGCAACCAAAGUUGAUGUCUAUAGCUUUGGAAUUAUCAUGUGGGAAUUAUUCUUUGAAUUACCUCCAUAUACGGAGACGGAGAAGGUUGGACUUUCAUCGAUCAAAGCAACAGCAUCUAUUAAUAUUCUUACUUCUGUUUUGAAAGGAAAGAGACCUGCAAUACCAUUUACCAAUGAGGAUGAGUUGUCACAGUGGCUCAUUUUGUAUCCUCUGAUUGGAUUUAGACGUAAUAGCAUGUUACUUUCGGCCAUUCUGAAAUAUUUUGAUUUAACCAGAGAGUGUUGGAACGCUGAUGCAUUGCAACGACCUUCAUUUCACAGUAUCGUGAAAAGUCUGCAAGACAUUGAGCAACAAAUUAAAAAGAGCACAGAGCUCUAA
Molecule: messenger RNA, 3903 nt
Organism: Naegleria lovaniensis
Lineage: Eukaryota; Heterolobosea; Eutetramitea; Acrasida; Naegleriidae
Exons: 2
Coding region: 1-3903 (1300 amino acids)
Biological process (GO): protein phosphorylation
Molecular function (GO): ATP binding; protein kinase activity
Source: RefSeq, a predicted model, not a curated record